Molecule: messenger RNA, 1423 nt
Organism: Coffea arabica (coffee)
Lineage: Eukaryota; Viridiplantae; Streptophyta; Magnoliopsida; Gentianales; Rubiaceae
Source: RefSeq, a predicted model, not a curated record
CUCUCUGUCUCUCUCUCUCACACACACACAAAUAGUCUACAUUUAGGCCGCUCAGAUUUUUUUCCUCUCCUCUUAGGUUUAGGCAAAUGUGGAAAACUGAGGAUAAAAGAAGGAUUGGUUUUGCUAUAAAAGGGAAAGUGGACUUUCCUUUCUUGACAUGGGGCUUCUGUUCCCAAUUCUUCCCUCCCUCUCUCUAAUUGGUGGCUUCUUUUGAUAUUUUCGUUUCCAUAUAGGAUAUAUUUUUUUCUUGUUUGGAAGCUGGUGUUGUGUGUGAGGAGUUGAGCUCAACAGUGGUGUUAAGCUAAGAGUACAACUGUUUCUUACUCAGCGCACGAAACAAAGAACAUCUCCUGCAGCUCCUCACCCUCUCACUCCAGUACCCAAUAAGGCGAUCGAAAAGAAAAAAUGGCGAGAGAGAAGAUCAAAAUCAAGAAAAUCGAUAACAUCACGGCGAGGCAGGUGACCUUCUCCAAGAGGAGACGAGGGCUUUUCAAGAAAGCUGAAGAGCUUGCUGUUUUGUGCGAUGCUGAUGUUGCCCUCAUAAUCUUCUCAGCCACUGGCAAGCUCUUCGAGUUCGCUAGCUCAAGCAUGAGUGAUAUCCUUGGAAAGUACAAGUUACAUUCAAGUAACCUCGAGAAGAUUGAGCAACCAUCGCUUGAGCUUCAGCUAGAGAAUAGUUGCCAUGUUAGAUUGAGCAAGGAAGUUGCUGACAGGACUCAUCAGCUAAGGCAAAUGAAGGGUGAGGACCUUCAAGGGUUAAAGAUAGAGGAGCUGCAGCAGUUAGAAAAAGUGCUGGAAGCAGGACUAACCCGUGUGCUUCAAACGAAGGGUGAACGCAUCAUGAAUGAGAUCAAUGCCCUUCAAAAGAAGGGUGCAGAACUGUUUGAAGAAAAUAAGCAACUGAAGCAAAAAAUGGCAAUGCUUUAUGAAGGGAAGAGGCCAGUGAUUCCAGACUUGGAUAAAGAUAUGCUGAUAGAAGAAGGCCAAUCUUCAGAGUCCAUUACCAAUGUUUGCAGCUGCAACAGUGGCCCUCCUCCGGAGGAUGACUGCUCAGAUACAUCACUCAAACUAGGGCUACCCUUUAACUAGCCGACGGUGGACAGCUUAUGGGGACCUACCUUUAAAAAUUACUAGUAACAUGGGAUCAAGAAAUGGAGCUCUCUCCAUCUAUAUGUCUAUAUGUUAUCCAAGAUAGUGGUAAAAGUCUAUGGUAGUAUUACUCCUGUCAUAAAAUUAAGAGUCUGCUGUGUAUGGCUGGCUCGAUUGCCUCCAAAGUCCUAAGGUGCAGUAAAAAAGCUCGUGUUGCUUGCACCUGCUUCAACCAGAACUCAAGAUUUGUACUCUCUUGUAUGAACUUGCUUCCGGGCUUCAGCUGAAAAGUUAAUCCUAAUAAUAUGAAAUACUACUGGUUGAACUAUUUAUC